AUGUUCCAAGCAAUGGAAAUGUCUUUGACGGAAUUGGCAUCUUCGUACCAUGACACUAUUUGCCAGCCCCCAAUGUCAUCCUCUCCGCCAGAUCUCGCUGAUCUUGGAAAGCUUUUUCCAGUUGAUAUUAAAACACCCUUGCACGAAUUACACACAUUGGACACCAUGCAGGUGACACGGCGGACCUACAGAUGCUCCGACUGUGGUUACGAAACAAACCGAAGAAACAAUCUGAAAAGACAUAUCAAUACUAUGCACGAAUUAUGCGAGAAAAAACUUGAAUGCUGUGGCUUGGAGUUCAGUAGCAAAGCUGAACUCAGAAAACACAUUCAAUCAAAACAUCGGGAAGGAUAUAACUGCACCGUGUGCCGGAAAAACUUUUGCCGCAAAGCAUUGCUUAAAAGACAUCUGACGGUUCACAGCGGACAAAAGGAGUUCAGCUGCGAAUUAUGUGGCUAUGCAACUAGUCACAAAAGUAAUCUGGAACGGCACAAAAAAGUGCAUAUAAAAGCAUUUAUGCCUCCUGUCCUUGACCGCCUCGAGACAAGUCCGACUUUAGGGAUAAUGGAAACUGAAUCUGUGGUAAGUCUGGGAAGUGCACAGGGUACAAUGAAAGCGUCCUCUAGCGACGAUGAAGAGCUCAGUGAUACAGAAAGCGAUAACAGCAGAGCAUCGCGGGAUACGUAUCGUUUGUGGAAAACACCCUACAAGUGUUCAUCGUGUGGAGUGUUGUUGGGUACUCAGCGAAAUCUUAUACGACAUAGGCGUAUUGAGCAUUAUCACGAUGAGAAGUUCUUAGAUGUCUUAAUGAUGCCAAUAACCCGCAGAUAUCUACUUCUAAGUCGAUUGAAACACACAUAG
This is a messenger RNA of Saccoglossus kowalevskii, 861 nucleotides long. RefSeq lists its product as uncharacterized. Gene Ontology annotation, molecular function: DNA-binding transcription factor activity, RNA polymerase II-specific; RNA polymerase II transcription regulatory region sequence-specific DNA binding. The record is from RefSeq and is a predicted model, not a curated record. Lineage: Eukaryota; Metazoa; Hemichordata; Enteropneusta; Harrimaniidae. Gene Ontology annotation, cellular component: nucleus. Gene Ontology annotation, biological process: regulation of transcription by RNA polymerase II.